UUCCCCGAAAUAAGAGUGGACACAUUUUUUGAUGAGCUCCGCGCUGAUCCAGAGAUACCCGGGGAUGCUGUGCCAACCGCCAGAAGACAGCCGAGAGGGUUUCUCCACGGAUGAAGAGCCCCUGAUUCAGCCGGAGCAACGUGACAACUUGAGACCUCACCAUAUCAUACGGAACAUCAACCAGUACGCUCGGACCAAGACGCUGGCGCAGGGCUUCCUGGACAUGGCUCUCUUCACUGCGAACGUCUCGCAGCUCAAGCACUUGCUGCAGCAAGGAGCAGCCACAGACUUCUACUACUUCCUCUUCGUCCUGCUCUGCAUUUCAGUUUUAUUGCAGCUUAUCGUGGCCGGCCUGCUGAUCUACAAAGGCUCCAUGAAUGUAGAGAACGACGACCCUGAGCGGAAGCUGAGCGACAGGAUGCAUCUGGUGAACAACUUGGCAACGGGUCUCAUCCUGGUGAUCACCGCUGUCAACGUCUUCAUCACUGCCUUCUGGUUCACGCCGCAGCCCCAAGGCAAUCCCCACUAAAUCCGCUCCGACGAGAGUCUCCGGGAAAAUCCAUAUUGCGUGUCAAAUUUAGGCCAAACAAAUUGCGCUUCGUUUGAAGUGGUCAAAGCUUGCGAAUUCAUAAGGAUUUCCGCGGGUGAAGGAUCGUGGCUUGCGAUAAGCUUGCGGGAGAGAAAUAAACGAUUGUGUUCGAGAUCCAAAUGCAGUGCGCGGAGGUCGCCGCGUGUGCCAACGUGGAAACGUCGCUGUCAGAUGGAACGGGAAGCAGAAAGGAAUUCGAUGUGAGUGAUAUUGGGAAAGAUACUCGAGGAGUGGAGCGACUAUAACGCUGCAUCAGGUUCAAAUCGGCUGCGAUGUUUCUCGGGGUGUGGAUGAAGUUCUCAUCUUCGCUGAAUGUGUGCUGCAUUUAACGAGGGUGGCAUGUAAAUAAACAAUCGGCUUGUCUACUGGUCAAAGACCAUGUCAAUCAGAUUGACCCGGCACACUUAAAAGGAAUGCAUUAACGUGCGUGUCAAAUUCUGGUCAGCUCUGCUCGAUGCACCGAGACAAACAAAAAUCACUGUAGGAACAAUGCUGCCCACAGUUGUGUCACCAUUUACAAUUUAGAGGCGCGCGUCGCACACUGCGGCUUAAUGGCAUCAAUAUUUAAUAUAGAAAUUAUAACAGUUUGGCAAAAUUGACUUGCGUGAAUCGUUCCAAUGUCUGUUGUUUUGAAUCCGUUACUUGUGCCGAGUUAAAUUGAGUUGGAAACAUAAUUGAGCAAUACAAAGGUUUAAUUGGCUUAAAUAGGUUACUACGGUGACAUUUUAUUGCCUGCAAAAAAAUGUUUCCGAAACAAUUUAUUUCGUUACAGUCACGCUGCUGUUUAGCACUGCAAACACCAUCUCGAUAAUUGCGUAAUGGCAUUUUAAUCGGUUGUAAAUGUAUCUAUCGGGUCAUGAGAGUCACUUAUGGAUGUGGCGUCAAUUGGCGGCUGCUUUUUGGUAGGCACGCUUAGAAGAGAGCAUGCCUGAUCUCUGCAGGUCUUGGAAGCUAAGCAGGGGGUUGAGCCUGGUUGAUGAGCCUGCUUGUGUGGGGGACCGCCAGUGCUUGCCAGGUGGUGUCGGAACCUGGAAGUGCAAGAUGGCCAGCAGAGGGCAGUGUACAGCGGUGGAUCCCAUUGGCAUGUCAUAUAUUCAAUGUGCUGGACGUCUAUCUGUGGAAUGAGUCUAUCUGUGCAGAGCUUGGAGUAUUAUCUCCUCGUAUAUGUGAGUUGGAUUUCUCCAGAUCGUAUGUAUGUUGAACUUCUAUCGCACCGUUCGUAGCCAACCGUGCUAAUCGGAGGUGUAGGGGAGGACAACAAACUAAACACUCAUAAGGCGAAUUGGUCAAACAUCCCAACUGCAGCAGGAGCCUCUGCAGAGGAGUCUUGAGGCUCGGCGAGGCUGUCCCAAACAAUGAUUGAGCAUUCCACAUGGCAAGGGUGGAGCGAUGGCGCUUUGAUCGUGGCAACCCGAGUUAAAUUCUCAGCCACAGAUACUUGCAGUAUUGACAUGAACCGGUUCACCAACAGCCAGCGCUCACCAGCGUGGUGAGGUAUGGUCAAACAACCCACAUGAACGACACUGCACAGGGGAGGCAUUCAUCCAG
Petromyzon marinus (sea lamprey) is the source of this 2137-nucleotide messenger RNA. RefSeq names its product ninjurin-2-like. Gene Ontology annotation, biological process: cell adhesion; tissue regeneration. The record is from RefSeq and is a predicted model, not a curated record. NCBI's taxonomy places the organism in Eukaryota, Metazoa, Chordata, Hyperoartia, Petromyzontiformes, Petromyzontidae. Gene Ontology annotation, cellular component: membrane.